CCAUAUUCCAUCGCCAUUACCGACCUUUCGUCCCUUCAAAUCCCCAUUUCUCUCUCGCACAUACCAAACCCAAACCCUUCUCUCUCUCCCUCUCUCUCUCUCUAUCUGUCUAUCUUCAAAUUCCUCUCUCUAAAACAAUUUCGACUUUCUCUCUUUAAGAAAAGCCUGAAACUUUCUUCCCUCUGAAAGUCGGAAUCAAAAUCGGAGAAAUGGCUCAGAGGACGGAGAAGGAAGAGACCGAGUUUAAGGUCCCAGAAACCAUAACUCUCUGCGUAAAUAACUGCGGUGUAACCGGUAAUCCAGCCACCAACAAUAUGUGCCAGAAGUGCUUCAACGCUACCACCACAGCCUCCACCACCUCCGCAUCUACCGCAAAUUUGAAGUUUUCCGGCGACAAAAGUCCGAUGUCUAGCUCAGCUUGCCCCGUGGAGCGAUCUGAUAGUCCGGCCGAAAGCAGCCGCAAAACGACGUUGGAAAGUACGAGAUCGGACGAACCGGCGCUGUUUUCAGCUAGACGUGUGGUCAACAGGUGCUAUGGUUGCCGGAGAAAGGUUGGCUUGACCGGAUUCCGUUGUCGUUGCGGCGAGCUGUUCUGCGCGGAGCAUCGGUACUCGGACCGACACGUUUGCAGCUACGACUACAAGGCAGCUGGACGCGAAGCGAUCGCGAGGGAGAAUCCGGUGGUCAAAGCUGCUAAAAUCGUCAGGGUUUGAUCGAUUUGUAGAAAUGAUAAAAGAAAUUCUAAAAUUCAACGAAUUAGACAAAAUUUCAAAAAAAGAAAUCGAAGAUUUUACAGGGAUCGUAUUCGAUCCACCGAUCUCUCUCUCGGAGACUAGAGCGCGAUCUUCAUGUGAGAGAAAGUUUAGAGGGAGAGAGGAGAGAUUGUUAUCGAAGAUCAAAUUCUCUCUGAUAAUUAUCUUUUUCUUUUUUUUUUUUUACUUUUAAUUUUAUUAUGUUUCGGGUUGUUGUCUUAUUUUUAUUUCUAUUUUGAUUUUUUUUUUUUAAUCUUUGAUUGCAAAUGAAAACUAUUGUGGUUUACGA
Messenger RNA from Ziziphus jujuba (common jujube), 1041 nucleotides. Its product is annotated as zinc finger A20 and AN1 domain-containing stress-associated protein 5. Gene Ontology annotation, molecular function: zinc ion binding; DNA binding; ubiquitin-protein transferase activity. The coding region runs from base 210 to 713 and encodes 167 amino acids. The record is from RefSeq and is a predicted model, not a curated record. The transcript has a single exon. Gene Ontology annotation, biological process: protein ubiquitination. Lineage: Eukaryota; Viridiplantae; Streptophyta; Magnoliopsida; Rosales; Rhamnaceae.